Molecule: messenger RNA, 1173 nt
Organism: Toxorhynchites rutilus septentrionalis
Lineage: Eukaryota; Metazoa; Arthropoda; Insecta; Diptera; Culicidae
Exons: 2
Coding region: 1-1173 (390 amino acids)
Source: RefSeq, a predicted model, not a curated record
AUGACGGUCAUUCCCACUACGAAUCAACUGCUCCCGCAUCCGCGCAAGGCACCCGGGUUUCAUCAAACAAGGGAAAAAUUUGAGGUCAACGCAGAGUUUUUGAUCCUCCAUAAGAUAGUCGCGGAGCUUCCAGUCUGCAAUGUAUCAACUCGUGAUUGGAAGCUACCCCGUGAUGUUUUCUUGGCUGACCCGGAAUUCAACAAAACCGGUGAAAUAGAUUUGCUGAUGGGCAUCGAACACUUUUUCUCGUUCUUCAACACAACCAGACGAAUACAUUUGGGUAAACAUCUGCCAACGUUGAUAGACAGUGUGUUCGGAUGGCUAGUAUCGGGGAAGUUUAGCCCAGCUCAUCCGAAUGGGCAGAAAUCUCGCUGUAGUAUUACGGCAAUUUCGUUAGUUAUCCUGGAAGAAAGUAUAGAGCGUUUUUGGAAAAUGGAAGAGCUGUCGGAUCGCAUCAACUUUUCACAAGAAGAGAAGCAAUGUGAGCAAUUUUACUCCUCCACUGUAUCCCGUCAAACUGAUGGACGCUAUAUGGUUCGUUUACCACGCAAACAUAAUUUCGAUGAACUGUUGGGACAGUCAAAAACUAUGGCACUGCAUCGUUAUGAACUUCUCGAGCGUAGGCUACUGAAAAAUCCUGAACUUAAGGAAGGAUAUAAUGAAUUUAUGUCAGAAUAUCUCUCUCUCGUACACAUGCGAUGUAUUCGAUACGAUGACGAGCAAUAUUCGAAGACAAAUUACCUCCCGCAUCAUCCUGUUACAAAGGAAGAAAGCACGACUACUAAAUUACGUGUAGUGUUCGAUGCUUCCGCCAAAACCAGCACCGGCUUCUCACUCAACGAAGCACUGUUGGUGGGUCCUGUAAUUCAGGACGAUCUUCUGACAAUCAUCCUUCGGUUUCGGACAUAUCCAGUUGCAGUGGUGGCGGAUAUCGCCAAAAUGUACCGCCAGAUUCUACUCCACCACGACGACACUACCCUCCAGAGAAUCGUGUGGCGCUUCAAACCAACGGAUCCAGUAGAAUGCUAUGAACUUCAGACCGUUACUUACGGGUUAAGUCCAUCAUCCUUCCUAGCAACGCGUACGCUGGAGCAACUGGCUGUGGACGAAGGCGAGUCCCAUCCAAUUGGAGCUCUGGCUCUGCGAAAGUCCUUCUAUAUGGACGCUUCAUAA